Messenger RNA from Diorhabda sublineata, 1211 nucleotides. RefSeq names its product glyoxalase domain-containing protein 4. The record is from RefSeq and is a predicted model, not a curated record. Lineage: Eukaryota; Metazoa; Arthropoda; Insecta; Coleoptera; Chrysomelidae. Bases 259 to 1113 code for a protein of 284 amino acids. The transcript is spliced from 5 exons.
GUCAGUUUCUACAAUGCUGCCAAUACAAUAUUAUGAAUUUAUAAACAAUGAUUUUUUUAAUAAUUGUUUGGAAGCGUCAGCAAUUCAAGAGAUAACAAGGGCUUGCAUUCUUAAAAAUUAGUGGCUUAUAUAUAUUUGUAACACUUAUUGUAAAGAAAAGUAAUAUGUUUUUAUAAUAUUUAUAAUACAUAUUAUAUACCUGCCUCCAUCUAAAGGUAUCAAGAAGAGGUUCACCUGUCCUAUAAACUUGAUAACAAAAUGUUAUUAUCAGGAAGAGCCUUGCAUUAUGUUUUCAAAAUACCAAAUAGAAAGGAAUCUAUGAGAUUCUAUUUAAAUGUUUUGGGAAUGAAAUUACUUAGACAUGAAGAGUUUUCAGAAGGAUGUGAAGCUACAUGUAAUGGACCCUAUGACGGAAGAUGGAGCAAAACAAUGGUUGGAUAUGGACCUGAAGAUAAUCACUUUGUCAUAGAAUUAACAUAUAAUUAUGGCAUUUCUAACUAUAAUAGAGGAAAUGAUUUUGCAAAGAUUUCAAUAAGAGACAAAGAAAUUUUACAAAGAGCCAUUGAACAGAAGUGGCCUGUAGAAAAUGGAAAUGUUGUAGUCGCACCAGGUGGAUACCGUUUUGAGAUUAUUGAUGAGCAUCAACCAAUUGACAGAGAUCCAGUAGAAUCAGUAACUCUAAACGUAUCUAAUUUGAAAAGCUCUCUGGAUUACUGGAAUGGAAUUUUGGGUUUGAAAAUUUUCAAACGUGGUGAUAAAUCAGCACUAAUUGGUUUUAAAGAUAAUGAAGCGAAAUUAGGAUUGCAAGAGAUAGGUAAAGCUAUCGACCGGGGCCAAGCAUUCGGACGUAUCGCAUUUUCGAUUCCAUAUAAAGAACAAGAACCACUGGCAAAGAAAGUUGAUGAAAAAAAAUGUACUGUUUUAACUCCUCUUACUGUUCUACCAACACCUGGAAAAUCUGAUGUCCGGGUUUUAAUUUUGGCUGAUCCUGAUGGUCAUGAAAUAUGCUUUGUAGAUGAUGAGGGUUUUAGACAACUGUCACAACCAGACUAUGAAAGUGAAAAAAUACUUAACAUUCAAAUGAACAAGGACCAAUUUGAUAAAUCAAAGUGAGCGCGUAUUUACAUUACAAUAAGUUUAAAAUAAUAUAUACACAUACUAUAUUCUUAUGUUACAUGGUUUUGGAGGUAUAAUAAACGUUUAUUUAAUAA